Messenger RNA from Cydia pomonella (codling moth), 3085 nucleotides. Its product is annotated as proteoglycan 4-like. The transcript is spliced from 13 exons. The record is from RefSeq and is a predicted model, not a curated record. Lineage: Eukaryota; Metazoa; Arthropoda; Insecta; Lepidoptera; Tortricidae. The coding region runs from base 402 to 2561 and encodes 719 amino acids.
AGGAGGUUGUGGUGGAUGGUGGACAUUUUGUUUUACUUGCAAAUAUUUUGACUGAACAAUUUUUGUUUUGGUAUUUACGUACCUAUUACUAUCAAUCUGGUUGAUCUAAAGGUUAAGUCCUGAAUAAAUCCAUUUAGAAUGAAAAGAAGAUGAAUUUUUGAAAAAGGCCUUUAAAAUUUUGAUCUAUAUUAGUAAUUCACAAUGUUUGUAUCACCUUCUCAUUAAUUACGUCAUAUAUUUUUCCGGCAUUUCAAGAAAAAUUGCCUUCGAACGUAUGAUGCUACAAAUUAACAAUUUAAAAGCAAAUGUUUGUUCAGGUGGUUAUUAAGAGUAUAUAAAAGUAUGAGCUAGUUACGACGUUGCUUAUAACAUCGCGAUAGUGUGAUGAAGCAAGGGUAAAGAUGGCGUCUAUAAAAGUAUUGUGCAUAGUGUUUAUUCUGGCCUUAGUUGGAGAAAUACGCGCAAAUGUUGACUCAGACGUAUCGGCGGCACCAAAACAAUUAGCAACUGACGAAAUAUUGCCGCCUGCACUUCUAUACCUACUUCACACACAACCGAUUAGACGCCCGCGACCACCAACGCCACCGGUUGCUCCAAGCCUUCCAGUACCACCAACGCCACCAUUUGCUCCAAGCCUCCCUGUGCCACCAUCACCACCAGUGGCUCCAAGCCUGCCCGUACCACCAAUGCCUCCGGUAUCACCAAGUCUUCCAGUACCACCAAUGCCACCAGUUGCACCAAGCCUCCCCGUACCACCAACGCCACCGACCGCCCCCGUACCACCAGCACUACCAACUGCACCAAAUACAGCGAACCCAUUACCGCCGGCUAUUUUAUACUUACUCAGUCGACCAAUCAGACAUCCAAUUUCUCAACCGGCAAGUCCAGGAGAUCAAGCAAAUUCACUACAAAAUCGGAAUUCACCAAAACUUCCAUAUAGUGAUUUAUACCCCUCCUCCGCAUCUUCGCCCAUAACUCCACCUGUAUCUGCACCAGGGAAGCCAAGCAAUCCUCAAUAUACUGGACAGCUUUCGUAUGAUCCCGCAAGCGGUAACCGGAAAAUUCUAAAUGUUGUGCAUAUUCCAUUAAGACCAGUAGUUCCAAAUACUUUGCCAGUGCCUCCAAGCACUAAUGAAAAUAAACCUGUAAAUACUCCUGUAGGCCCAGCCCCGUUGUCAUCCAAAGUUUCAACUACUUCACAGCUAGAAGAUUUAUCACCAGUCCCCAAUAACCCAAUAGGAGCAUCACCAAUUCCUGCUAAACCUGAUUCAACCAACAAUGAUAACACAAUUUCAAUUGAUCCUAAAGACUUACCAUAUGAACCAAAUGAUAAUAUAGAAGCUUCGCCAAUCCCAGUAAGGCCAAAUCAUAAAACUACUGAAGUGACUAAAAAUAUUGACAAGUCUGAUACAACUCCAGAAGAGUUAUCACCAGCACCGAGUCAAACUAAAGAAGAAUCUCAAAUACCAAGUAAAGCAAAUGAUACAAAAGAUGCUACAACAGAAGACACAUCAGGAAAUGACUUAAAUUCAAGCGACUCUCAAGAUACUGACUCAGUGUCGCCAAUAAAUGCUAACCACCCUGAAGGCAGUACUACCGGGCCUAUUAAAGGAGUAACAAACCCUGGUGUAUUUGGUGAAAAUACCACACAAAAUGCGAACGCCGAUAACUCAGCAACAGAAAAACCGCAAGAUAAAACUACAAAGAAUUCACAUGAAACAAGUGAAGAGUCUCAAAAUCCAUUUGCAGAUUUAAUUUUGAACGGUACUUCAUCUGAGCCAAAAUCGACGGAUAAAACAGAAGCCAAACAAACCGGUAAUUCACCUAAUGACAAUGGCAACCAAGCACCUGAAGAAAAUAAGGAUACUCCACGAAAAGAUGUUGUUGAAAAUGGUACUUCGUCUAAUGACAAAGGCAACGAAGAACCCGAGAAAGUCAAAGAAUCUCCGAAUAAAGAUGUCAUUCUCGAUGGUGCUUCAUCUGAGCCGAAAUCGACGGAUGACAAAACUGGACAACCAAGUAAUCCUAUGGAAAACGUUAUACUAAAUGGUACUUCGGCUAAUGGCAAUGACAACAAGAAACCCGAGGAAGAGAAAGAAAAUCCGAUGAAAGAUGUAAUUCUGAAUGGUACUCCAUCGGAGUCGAAAUCGACGGAUAACAAAACUGAUGAACCCAGUAAUCCAAUGGCUAACACUAUACUAAAUGGUACUUCGCCUACUGAAAAUAACACACAAAAACCCGAAGAAGACAAAAAUGGUACAUCAACUAAUGAUAAUGAAAACUGUAACACAGAAAAAUCUGAAGAUAAUCCGCUAAAGGAUGACAUUCUUAAUGACACAACCGCCAACAAAACAAAAGAAGAUCAAAACAACUCGGCUGCUAAGGAAGAAUCUAAUCAGGCUCAAUCUAAAUCAUCAAAAGAUAAUAAAAAUGAAGCAGAAUCAGAAACAAAAGAAGGUUCCUCACAAGAGUCCGACUCGUCAAAAAAUAAAGAAGUUGCUUCGGAACAAUCUGGCUCUUCAGACAACCACGAUUCUUCCAAAAAAUCGGAAGACUGUUAAACGUCUAAAAGCGUCCCUUUCUAUUUAACAGUUCAAAAUUAAUUUAAACUCAGUAAAUAAUGUUUGAAGAAUUAUUUAUUUUCGGUUCGAUACAAAUCCUAUAUAAUUAAAAGCAAAAUAUAUAAAAAAAAAUUGACGAUGUAUAAAUGGAUAGGAAAUAUAUUGUUGUGAAUUAAUUGAUUCAUUAUAUAACUUAACUUGUGUAAAUAUUAUAAUGACUAUUAUUAGUCAUAAUUUUUCUGAUGAAUUUUGAUUGAUGAAAAAAAUGAAGCUUUUGUUUCAGAAAUAAUAACUUGUUAUAUUCAAUGACUAACUAUUCGUAGUAUGAUUAGUCUACAGAAUGAGCCACUGUACAGCCAGGCUGGUAACAAUCCUUUAAUAUUUACAUUCUACGUAAUUUAUGGCAUUAAAGUAAUAAUAAUCACGAACGAAUUAUCAUGUGCAUUUAAGCUAAAAUUAUAUAUUAUUUAUAGAAGAAAGUAAAGUUAUAUGUAUAAAAUAUAAUAAAUGUCUUUGCAAACCCA